This is a messenger RNA of Blastomyces dermatitidis ER-3, 2559 nucleotides long. RefSeq lists its product as uncharacterized. Bases 950 to 1264 code for a protein of 104 amino acids. The record is from RefSeq and is a predicted model, not a curated record. The transcript has a single exon. Lineage: Eukaryota; Fungi; Ascomycota; Eurotiomycetes; Onygenales; Ajellomycetaceae.
AGCACAACAAAGCGAAUGAGAACUCCCUCGAGAGAAAGGGGCAAAUUGGACGCACGCCUGCAACAGCCAACAAAAGCAUGUCACCAGGCCAAUCAACAAUUAGUCUUGGUUCUCAAGGCCCCCCCUGUAAAUUCACAAUAAUGCCGAGUUUUAGAUGGUGCGGAUCAUAUCAACCUCCUCGGUGAACCACCAGGCGAAGCGAGACUACCUAUUUAUCAGCAUUGGUGACACUUAUUAGCAAAUGAGAGGACAAAGUGGCCUGAAAUGACUUACGUCAGAGGCAAUAUCUAAAAUAAUUCUGUUUUCUGUGUUAUCCCCACAGUCAUCAUCGUGAGGGCUUUAACAUCAUGGACAAUGGUAUCAAGCUCCGACCCUCGCAAGUGGCAGCGAGGGGUCUUGAGUUCAUUUCCGGAUCCGCCCUCUGUGAUAUACUUGUCCUUGUCAAUAUUUACCAACGCCCGACGAUAUCGGUUAAUCCUCUCUAAUAAUGCCAAAGCAGGGGGCCACAGCAACGACUGCCGUUUUAGUAGGCCACAUGAAUGUCCGACGCGGGCCAUUAUCACCGACGGGAACCCCGAUAUCAAUUGGGAGUAGGGGCUUGGAGAUCAGCUAACUCCCAAGGUUGCGCGGUUAUUGGGAAUGGUUCUGCACACAACGCCCCGAACUCUGUCAUUUGGUUGCCUCUUAUAUAACCUUUGUUUCAGUGUAAAAGAGGACGAGAAUGACCCCAUCGAGUGCGCACGCUAUCUUAAUUCAUAGGGUUUGGUGAAUACUGAAUUAGUAAUCGUAUCGGCAUAGCUUCUAGAAACUAUUAUUUUUUACCACUUGCCACCAUCCCAGGGGCUCGCACAUACGAACCAAGUUUCUCAUAUCUCCAUAUAACCGUCACUCUUUCGUCCGGACUCAAGCGAGAGUGAAGGGGAACACCAGCUUGAUCACCAAGGCAAUAAUGACUAACGUCCUUGGGAUUAGAUAUGGAUCAGAAAUCCGUACGAAAUCUGAAAAUACCACCGGAUUUGGCACAAAAGAUGGUGAGGUCAUAGAGGCAGGCGUGGAGUUGGAGCAAUGGAAUAAAAGCUCUGGCCAAUGUGAGGCGCUUGUUUCGACAGAUAUCCAGCUUGAUAUUUGCUGGAGCUUUCCACUAGAUGUUAAGGAGCAACUCAUUGAGGCCUUCGUCCUUUCUAAAAAGCCUUUGUCGCAAUUUCCUCCGCGGACAAGUGAUCCCAGGCCAACUUGUCAGGAAAAAGAGGUUAUACACUACUGAACGCCACCAACAUCGUAUUACUACUAUAUUUCUCAUCAUCAUCAGCUUACUACAACGCUCGUCUAAUACUCGCUUAUGCUAGCUCUCUUGGCUCGCACAUAUAUUUUACUAUAAAUAGCUCUAUCUUUUGUAUGAAAUAGAUAUAUUAGAUAGUGCACGGAUAAUAUAACAAGCAGAUCUUGAUACACAUAAGAUUCAUAUGUCUCCAACAUAUCCAUCCGUGACACCCAUUCCGACACAACUUCUCUCUUAGCCAUGCGGAUGGUCAUGCUAUGCAACGCGAAAUCAUUGGUGGUUGUUGGAUUUCCUCGCGACAGCUUUAAACAAUGGAACCAAGGCCGCACACAGGUAGAUGAGUUUCCGAUAGAUGCGCGGAUCUUUCGAGUUCGCGAUCAAAGCAUCGAAACAUGCUCUGUGGAAGUAACUAGGAUUCCUCAACCCGCCAUCUGUGUGUGCGCCAUAGGUGAAUCCAAUCUCGUUGAUGGUGCCGCGGUGAUUUGGAAACAUAAGAGGUAGUCCUCAGCACCUGCAUUCCGGGACUGGUUAUGUGAUAUUUUGCGUUCGUUGCACCUGUCUACGGCAAAAUCUUCCAUCAGUAUAGCGUGGGAAGGUGACUUUGAACACACCCAUCUCCAAAGGCCUAUGGUCGGGUUGCCUGGCUCCACGAAGCGCGGAAACUCUGCGAUAAACUCGUUGCAGAGUGAACACCAGUGCUUUUUGCAAUAAGGGAUGAUAUUGUUGGACGAUGCAAUCGACGGAAAAUCCAUGGCUUCAUCGCCGGCUACGAAGUCUUCUAGUUGACUUUUUUACCUUCCCGUUGAGAUGCUUUGAUGGUGAACGAGGUGAAACAAAAAGGACAGAGAAAGAGAAUCAGAAAGAGGAGAAGAAAUGGACAAGUGUAAAAAUCAUUUUGAACUAUUCUUCUUAUCACUAUGGUGAUGGAAGUAAUAUCUAUAAAGAAUUUGCUCAGCAUGAGAAAAAAAGAAAACUCUCUCUAAGAAUUGGAUAUUGUCUUAGACACUCAAGAGAUGCCCAGCAUAAUUAACAGGGAACAGCCUGGAACAAGAUGAUUCAGCUUCAUGUAUCUUGAAUAUAUAUAGCAUUGACUUUGAAAGAAUUGUUCUGCAUGCAGAAGAGAAUAUCACAAGAGUUGAUAGUCAAAAGACUUCUAAUAUAACUCUUCACAUUGAAUUGCUUCAUGUAUGAUCACUGACAGGCUGAUCACUUGAUGAGGCAAUCUACCUGUAGCUCCCAAGUGCCACAAAUAGCAAUAAUUGAAGAGGAGGAUUGACAAA